Punica granatum (pomegranate) is the source of this 1469-nucleotide messenger RNA. The record is from RefSeq and is a predicted model, not a curated record. Lineage: Eukaryota; Viridiplantae; Streptophyta; Magnoliopsida; Myrtales; Lythraceae.
GCACACUCGGAGCGUAUUGGAUGACCCCAAAUCCCUUCUUCCUCAUCCGCAGAAACCCUAAUUCGAUCGAGGGUUUAUGCUUGCUCCCAAAUUCAGAUUCAUUCCAGAUCAAUUCCUUCGAAACGAUACCCAAUUCAUUGCAUAGAAACCGGAAAUUCCUCUCCCGAAUCAAUUGCAUAGCCCGAUGAUGCUGUAGAGAGCUCAUCAAUGGCGGAACCCUACUCGUUCAGACAGUCCAAGAAAUCCUCGCACCGUACCAAGCUCCCCUUCGAUUACCAAAACCCGUACCCUAGCUAUGAAGGUUACGGCGGAGAAUCCGACAGGCAACCCCCGAAGAGGCAGAGGUUGGACGGGGUGGAGCAGGAGUACGCCCCGAAUUCGUCGGGUGGGCCCUCGAUUUGGACCGAUCAGUUGUCCUUUCUGCUGCUAGAUGUGUGGGGGCAGAGGUUCCUUGAGCUGGGGCGGAGGAGCCUGAGGUCCGAGGACUGGGUCGAGGUUGCGGAGAAGGUAACAUUGAAGUCACGGGUCGAGGUCUCGGAGGUAGAUUGUAGGCAACAGUUGGAUAAGUUAAAGAGGAAGUAUCGGAAGAUAAGGUCGGAUAGUACGGGGAUGGCUAAUUACGGGUGGAAGUUCUAUAAGAAGAUGGAUAUGUUGUUGGGCAUGGAAAUGGAGGAAGAUGGGCCGCCCUUGCCUUGUGGGAUUGAUUCAGGGGAGUAUUGCUUCGCUGACACGAGGGUUUAUUUGAACCGGUCGAACGCUUUUGAUGAGAUGAGGGAUAGCCCGUGCGAGUCGGAGGAAAUGGAGGAUGAUGAGGAAGAGGAGGAGGAGGAAGAUGAUGAUUUGCCGCCGAGGAGGAAGCUCGGAGGAGAUGGGGAGGAGGGAAUGAGGGUGUUGGCGGACUCAAUAGAGAGGUUCGGGAAGCUCUAUGAGAGGAUAGAGAGCGACAAGAGGGAGCAGAUGAUGGAGUUAAGGAAGAUGCGAGCGGACUUCGACAGGGAGCUGGAGUUGCAGAAGGAGGAGAUUUUGGAAAAAGCAAGUGCUGAAAUUGCAAAAUUACGGGCAGGAGCUGAUGGCAGUGAUGAUAAUGACAGCAACGAUGAGAUUAACGAGGAAGAUGAAGAGGAGGAGAAUAGAGAUGAUGAUGAUGAUGGAGAGGAGGAGGAUGGCUGCAAUGGUGUAUAAGGAAGAAGAUCAGGGUUGCCGGGUCGGUGGGUGCUUUAGUUUUUAAUGUGGAAGUUGAGUUACUCACUGUUCUGGGAAGUAUUACUUUUGGCUUUUAAUACUGGGAUCAUGAUUGUAGUGCGUAGGUUAGAAUUUGUACAACCGUAUGUUAGAGUUGCUUGAUCAAUGAUAAUUUAGAAGUUCACGCUCCAUGGACUGUCACCUAUGCUAUUGGCUCAUCUGAAGUACUGUACUCCCUUGGGACCAAAAUUUGGCAGAGGAAUAUAUAGAUCCUUCCGUUAAAGUUA